UAAUAGCUUGUCUUUUGAAACUUCGAAUUGAUCAUGGUAGGCCUAUUAAAAUCUUGCUUGAUACUAUGACCCAUGAAGAGGUGGAUGGUGGAACCUCCAGUGGUGAAGAGACCGAAGAAAUUCUGAUUCAUAGUGCUGACCAGCUAGAAAAUUAUGCGAAAACUGAAGAAGCUAAAGUUGAGGAGCUUAUAAAGGCAGUUGCUAAUUCCGGUGCCAAAGUAAUUGUUAGUGGAGCAGCAGUUGGGGAGAUGGCACUUCAUUUCUAUGAGCGCUACAAGUAUAUCACCUUCUAUUGUGUUUUUUUAUUGAUUAACUUACUAAUUUUCAAAACAUACUUGUGAUUGUUGUACAUAUCUAAAUGCUUUUGAUCUUUUAUGAAAUCUGUCAAAAAAUUUCAAGUU
Messenger RNA from Humulus lupulus (European hop), 401 nucleotides. RefSeq names its product T-complex protein 1 subunit theta-like. Bases 66 to 341 code for a protein of 91 amino acids. Lineage: Eukaryota; Viridiplantae; Streptophyta; Magnoliopsida; Rosales; Cannabaceae. The record is from RefSeq and is a predicted model, not a curated record. Gene Ontology annotation, molecular function: ATP binding. The transcript is spliced from 2 exons.